Molecule: messenger RNA, 7325 nt
Organism: Oryctolagus cuniculus (rabbit)
Lineage: Eukaryota; Metazoa; Chordata; Mammalia; Lagomorpha; Leporidae
Source: RefSeq, a predicted model, not a curated record
GGAGUUUCUGGUAGCUGUGGGUCUCCCUAGAUCUUUACAGGGGAGCUGGUUACAACACAGGCAGUGGCAUUCGUUAGAACCCAAGCCUGUGCACACUUAGCAUGUCUGCUCCUGCUGGGUGUGCACUUUACAUAAAAGAACAAUCUAGGGCAGUGAUUGAACUUGGACUGAGGCUAUGCAUGAUGAAGUGGUCAGAGGGACAUGGUCAGAUGUCAGCCGGUUACUUUAAAGGAGAAAGAAGAAAGCAAGAGAGAGAGAGAGAGAGAGAGAGAGAGGUCUUCCAUCCGCUGGUUCACUCCCCAGAUGGCUGCAACGGCCAAAGCUGUGACGAUCUGAAGCCAGGAGCCAGGAGCUUCUUCUUGGUCUCCUACCCGGGUGCAGGGGCCCAAGGACUUGGGCCAUCUUCCACUGCCUUCCCAGGCCACAGCAGAGAGCUGGAUGGGAAGUGGAGCAGCUGGGACUCGAACUGGUGCCCAUACGGGAUGGCAGCACUGCAGGCCACCACUAGGCCACAGCACAGGCCCCCUGAUAGGUUGUUAGUCAUGCAAAUGUCUUCUUUAUGUGUGUUCCUGUGAUGUUUACAAUCCUCUUCUCCACCUCCCUCUCUCGUGCUGUCCCCCCUGUAGACCCUGCCCGGAAGUUCCCGCGUAGGCAGAGCGCCCUCCACACGUUCUCAAUCAUGGAGGCCAAUCAGGAGACUUCUCUCUUCCUGAUGAAGAUCUUGGAGGAGCUGGACAGCAAGCAGAACACGGUUUCCUAUCAGGACCUGUGCAAGUCCCUGUGCGCCCGGUUCGACCUGACGCAGCUGGCCAAGCUGAGAAGCGUGCUGUUCUACACGGCUUGCCUCGACCCCAAUUUCCCAGCCACGCUCUUCAAGGACAAGAUGAAAUGCAAUGUGAACAACCAGCAGUCGAAGAAGAUCAUGGUGGCGGCAGACAUCGUGACGAUAUUCAACCUGAUCCAGAUGAACGGCGGCGCGGCCAAGGAGAAGCUGCCCGGCGGCCGCCAGAAAAUACGCAGAAAGGAGGCUUCGUUUGAGUCGUGCCGGUCAGACGUGGAGAUGUGUGCAGCGGCCGAGUGUGAGUCGCUCAACUGCGAGCUGAGUGACAGGCCUUUCAGCCGGGGCUACCCCUCCAGGCAGUCCUCCAAGGGCCGCAAGAUGGAGUGCAAGGACUGCCCGCAGUUCGUCCCCGCCUCCGAGCCGAACUUCCUGCUGGGCGUGGGCAAAGAGAGGAAGCACCGGGCGGCCUCGCUGGACAGGCUGCAGGCCCUGGCCCCCUACUCCGUGGCCAGCCCACGGCCCUGUGAGAUGCAGAGGACCUACUUCCCCAUGGACAUCGAGAACGAGUCCAUCUCCGACCAGGACUCGCUGUCCAUCGGCCAAGGCAUCAAGGACGCCUUCGUCUCCAGCGAGGAGCCCUUCGUGGUCCCAUCCUGUGUCCAGAAGAGGAACAUCUUCAAAGAGGACUUUCACAACCUCAUGCCCGUCUCCCCCAGUCUGGUGGGCCCUGCCAGCAAAGCGGAGGGGGAGUGUGGGGAACCCCCGGGGCGGAAGGAGCCCCACAAGCCGCCCUUCUUUAACCACAGCUUCGAGAUGCCCUACAACAGCCAGUACCUGAAUCCCGGCUAUUCCCCGGUGCCUGACAAACGGCGGGUCAAGCACGAGAGCCUGGACGACCUUCAAGCCUCCACGUACUUCGGACCCACGCCGGUGCUGGGGACCCAGGAGGCCAGGCGCUGCCCCGGGCGGCCCAGCAAGCAGACCCCGUGGCCAGCCAAAAGCUGGAGCCUGAACACGGAGGAAGUCCCUGAUUUCGAGCGGUCCUUUUUCACCAGGAAUCCGUCCGGGGAGAAGCUGUGCUAUCAGAAUUCAAGCAGCCCGGCGCCCGGUUUCCCAGCCCCAGACAGACGCCCGGCUUACCUGGCGCCCAAGGAGCAGCCACCCAUUCUCCCGGUGAGCUACGCGGCCAAGCCCAACGGGCUCAAAGCUAAAGAGAUCCCAUCCCCCGUCGACCUGGAGAAGCACGAGCCGGUCAAAAAGUUCAAAGACAAGAGCAUCAGCUGCACCAGCGGGCAGCUCAGCUCCGACACCAGCAGCGUGGGCACCCAGACGGAGCAGCACGUGCUGGAGCCCAAGAAAGCCAAAGACUUGUGCGCCUCCGGGCAGGGCAAGUACGGAGACAGGCACGCCAGGAAGCACUCGGACGACGACUCGGAGAUCGUCAGCGAUGACAUCAGCGACAUCUUCCGAUUCCUGGACGACAUGAGCAUCAGCGGCUCCACGGGGGUGAUGCACUCGUCCUGUUACAACAGCACCGGGUCCCUGUCCCAGCUGCACAAGUCCGACGGCGACAGCUCCCCGGAGCGCCACCGCCCCAAGGUGGCCAACGGGGUCCCCGGCGGCGGCAAGGGGGACAAGGCUCUCCACCACUCGGAGGAGGAGCUGAAGACCAGCGUGUGCAAACUGGUGCUGCGGAUCGGCGAGAUCGAGCGCAAGCUGGAGUCCCUGUCCGGAGUCCGCGAGGAGAUCUCCCAGGUCUUGGGCAAACUCAACAAACUGGACCAGAAAAUGCAGCAGCCGGAGAAGGUGAGCGUGCAGGUGGAUCUGAACUCCCUGACGAGCGAGGCUCCGUCCGACGACACUGCCUCUCCCCGCGGGUUCCGGGCGCACGGCGGCUCCCACGGACCCACCCUGGAGAACAGCGCCGACUGGUGCUGCUCCGACGCCAGCGGGAGCAACAGCGAGAGCCUGCGUGUGCAGGCCUUGAAGAAAAGCCUCUUCACCAGGCCGUCCUCCAGGUCCUUGACCGAGGAGAACAGCGCCACCGAGUCCAAAAUCGCCAGCAUCUCCAAUUCGCCCAGAGACUGGCGCACCAUCACCUACGCCAACCGCGCGGGCCUGGGCGGCGAGGAGAGGAAAGACGCGGGCCCGGCAGACAACAAGGACUGGCAUCGCAAAUCCAAAGAGGCUGACAGACAGUAUGACCUUCCCCGACAGCCCCGACCGCCCAAGCAGCCCAAAGACGGCUUCCUGGUGGAGCAGGUGUUCAGCCCCCACCCCUACCCCGCCUCCCUCAAGGCCCACAUGAAGAGCAACCCCCUGUACACGGACAUGCGGCUGACCGAGCUGGCCGAGGUGAAGCGGGGCCAGCCGUCGUGGACCGUGGAGGAGUACGCACGGAAUGCGGGCGACAAGGGCAAGCUCGCGGCCCUGGACCUGCAGACGCAAGAAUCUCUAAACCCCAACAACUUAGAAUAUUGGAUGGAAGAUAUUUAUACUCCAGGGUACGAUUCGCUAUUAAAACGGAAGGAGGCUGAAUUCCGGCGAGCCAAGGUCUGCAAGAUAGCGGCUCUGAUCGCCGCCGCCGCGUGCACCGUCGUCCUGGUCAUCGUUGUCCCCAUCUGCACGAUGAAAUCCUGAGCCCGUGGACGCCCCAGCUCCAUCCGGCUCCUCACGGCGGCGAGGCCACGGUGUGCGGACAUGGAGAUGGCACCACAUGUCCCAACAACGCUGAAGGUAGCCGUCUACACCUUCUCCGGAGAAAUCUACCUGUUAGCUCUGACUUAAUCACGCACCGAUGCAGCAGUUUUUAGAAGUGCAAUAUCUCUUCCCACUGAAAGAAUGUAACGGACUGUCGGUGACUCCGAAUGGAAGAGCCCAAGCGGAAAAAGAAGGGGGAGGCUGACCUCACCCUUUCUCGUUUGGUGAGGUUUCUUGGUGGGGAAUAAGUUACACAGGAGGUAUUUAAUAGCUGUGUCUUUCGAAGAAGCUUGGGGAGACAGCAAGGCGAGACAAACUCUCUUUUCCUUAAUGUCCGUGUUCGUUGCUGGGGCAGGGGCAGGGCGUGGCUCCCGGCAGACCACUGCUUCUCCGCUGACUCUUACCAAGGGCUUUCUGCUGUCAUCACGACGGACACAUCUGAGUCCUUGCAGAUCCUUCUGGAAACAUCCUGAAGCUUCCUCCUCGUCCCGAGGCAGCAAGGAGCGGGACCGCCGAACUGGGUGCAUCGCAUGUGCUUCCCGUGCACAUGGGGCCGAGGUGUUCAGGCCGGGAGACCCGCCCCUCCCCGGCCACCAGGGAGCUCCCUGCUGAUGGUCACAAGGUCAACGCUGGGGGAUCACGGCCACCCCCGGAGGCUCUCCCGUCCGUGCUUUGGGCUGUGGCUGCACGCCUGGAUUUCCUGGCUCCUGCUGGUGCCAGAGGCUCCGUUCACACCUGAGAUGAAGACUUGUCCUUGUGCCUUGAAGAGUACAGACAGCGGCCACACUGACAUUCUAACUGUCCCCGUGGUUCCCGCGUGCCCCCAGCCAGCCUCUGUCCGUGGCCGAAGCUCGUUCCGUCGUAAGAUAAAGGCACUGAGACCUUCUCAAUAUACUCCACCGUCCUGAAGACCUGUCAGCAGUGCAAAAAAUAUUAUCUAUUUAACCAGUUAUCUAUCUAGAUGUCUAUCUAAAUGCCAGUGUCUCUUUCUUGUCUUUUCUGUUCAAUGAUUGAGAGCGAGGUUUCUCCAGUGUACAUGAAGCUGUUGCAAAUUCCCGGAAGUUUCAUCUCAGUACCCCUUGCGGAAUGGUGCUUUGAUAGGACCGGACAGAUGGACGCAUCAUCCAAGAUAAAGAGGAGAAUGAUGGACAGAACCCAGUCGCCUAAAAUUCUGCUGGCAGUGUGGAAAGCAAAUAAACUUGGGCCCUGACAACGGUCCCUGCGGACGGUGUUUUAAAUUCCUGUGCGUGGGACUUGGGAAGCACCUCCAUUUUUAAAGCAAUAGGACUCCAGCGUCCGUCCUACGAAAAUUCCGAGUACUGCUUAGUUUGCCGUGUCUGAUUCUAUUGCUCGCCACUAAGGGGUCAUCAGUAAAUCCUGUGAUGUUAACAAAUGAGGGAGGCGUUGUCUCUAGAGCCCUUCUGUGUUAUCCGUUUCUGUGGUCGUGUUUCUGUAUGCGUUUGCCAUCAGGUGAUUGAAACUUAAGCCUUAGUAUGGAAAACUGAGGAUAUAUCGUUGAAAAUGAAAUCUUUUGUCUAUUGUCAGAGUUUCCGCCUUUUGGUGCUCUGUUUUGGGCUGGGCGCUUUCGACAAGGCUGUUGCUCUCACUCCAAAGAGGAUAAGCCCCCACACCACGUUCGGACCCCUCCGUGCCCCUCUUUGCCACAGGUUAAGCUACCAGAGCAUCAGCCACGGUAGUUCUCAGCCUCUUGCUCUAUUGUGUGCGGAAGAGCUGAUGGGUACCAGCCCAGGAUAAGAGAGACCGGGUCAAAUCCCAAAUCCCAACCGGACUCUUCCGCUCGACAGGUAGGAUCACGGGGGCUGGACCAAAACACUUUCAGCACUGCCCUUGGGUGAGUCUGUUCCCAGUGGGCCCAGUUUGGGCCCUGUGCCUACCUAGCUACGUAGUGAGGGCGUGGCUCUAAGCCCUGCCCCAAGCCAGAGACGGAAGGCCCACAGAAUCUUCUUCUGCAGUUUUUGAAUCUGGGGAGGCAGCCAGAGACAUUCCGUCCUGCUCCAAGUCCAGUGCAGCUUUAAAAUACAACUCAGUGUCGUUGUCACAUGAUGGAAAUGUCCAUACCUGCUCACAGCCCAGGAAACCGGACCGUGAAGGCCAAAGGUAAGGUUGUAUUCUCUGGAAAGGGGUCGCCCUCUCCCCAGUGGUGCCGGGUCCGACAUGAAGGUUACAGACCUUCCCCAUGGCUUGAAGCUAAUGGAUGAUUGGAGUCUUGAGGUCAUUCGAAGGUGAAGUUCAUGGUUGAUGCUGUCUCGCAGUCAAUUCCAAGCUCUCUGGACCUCCCCUGGUUCCUCCUGUCCCUCCACUUGCAGAGUGGAGCAGGUCUGGCUGGGGUGGAGACAUCUAUGCCCACCUUCUACAGUGAGCUCCCUGCAGGCGGCACAGGGACCAUCCUGUUUAUCACUUGUUUUGGGUGCCAUCUUCUACUGCUCUCUCUGGCAUUUUUAUGUAAGGUACAGUUUCCUGUACCUUAGCAAAAUUCAUCUUCUUCUACUUAUAUUUUUAAAAGACUUUAUUUAUUUGAAACUCAGAGUUAUAGAGAGAGGGAGAGAGAGAGAGAGAAAGAGAGAGAGAGAGAGAUCUUCCAUCUGCUGGUUCACUUCCCCGAUGACCUCAAUGGCCUGCACUGGGCCAGGCCAAAGCCAGGAGCCAGGAUCUCUCACAGGGUGGCAGGGGCCCAAACGCUUGGGUCAUCUUCCACUGCCUUUUGCAGGCCUUUAGCAGGGAGCUGGAUCGGAAGUGGAGCAGCCGAGAGAUGAACUGGGAUGCCAGCGUUGCAGGUGGCGGCUUUCUCAGCCAUAACGCCAGCCCCUCACUUACAUUUUUAAAGCAUACAAUCCAAUUCAGUUAUGACCGAAGGCAUUAUUUUGAAAUCAAAUUCCUUAGCCGGUGAUUCAAUUUAGAAUCAUUUCAUCCUCUUUCCCAAUCUGAAUUUGGUCUGAACACAGCCUGGCAGAAAAGCGAAUUUCACAGCACUCAGUUCUCAGACAUUUUACACCAGCCCUCCCUUCUUUAAAUUGCAGAGACAGUUCAGCAAAUCAUAUUUACAUCACUCAAGACCACCUGAUCGUAAGCCGUUAGCACUUUAUAGCUUGCAGCUACGCGAUUGGUAUCUGACGGGCUGGUUCAGUCACGGCUCUGAGUAUCUUGGCCCUAGGUCUGAUCCCCUCUUUUGGAAUCAAGACACUGUUUUUGCUCCCCGUUUAUCAAGACAAGAGCAGUAGCACCUCUUUUGGUUGGUUGGCUGGAAAGGAAACAGCUCCGCCACUGGUGAAAGACUCCAUGCAGUGGUACAGACAUUUGUGAAGGCGGAGCUUCAAUGCGCUUCCUCUUAUAAUCAACCCGCAAGAAUAUCGUGGUCGAUCGUGUGAAUACCAAAUCCAUAUAUCCUGUCUGUUGUGCUAUGGACAUUUGCAUUUCAAGGCACAGCUGAGAGUCAUGGUUGGUAUGACGGUUGGCGGUUGGCGGUUGGCGGGAAGGGUAUUAGCUAUUUCUUAACUAACAAAGAGAAAUGCAACAAACUUACUUAUUUAUGCCUUAUGAAUAACAGAGUGUGAAAUGCAAGGUGAGGUUGUGUGUGUAAGACCCUUAAGCAGUGGGGAUCCACGGAAGCAGGACUGUGUCUUUUCUACGUGUGUUCUGUACAGCUCUUAGCACACUCUUGGUGCUUGAUAAAUGUUAUAUAAUACCAAUAACGAAGCACAUUUUUAGAUCUUUUUUCAAAUGGCUUGUGUACAAUUUGGUUAAUGUACAAUGGUUGGUUUGAAGCUAUCAUGUAAAAUUUGCCUCUCCAAAAUAUAAUCGUAAAUAAACGGAAAAUACAGAGAAA